Molecule: messenger RNA, 2900 nt
Organism: Amyelois transitella
Lineage: Eukaryota; Metazoa; Arthropoda; Insecta; Lepidoptera; Pyralidae
Gene: eIF4EHP
Product: eukaryotic translation initiation factor 4E type 2
Exons: 4
Coding region: 253-975 (240 amino acids)
Biological process (GO): translational initiation
Cellular component (GO): cytoplasm; eukaryotic translation initiation factor 4F complex
Molecular function (GO): translation initiation factor activity; RNA 7-methylguanosine cap binding
Source: RefSeq, a predicted model, not a curated record
GCGUGCUGUCAACUGACAGUUUGAAUUUUGAUGACGGAAAGAAAAAGGUUAUAAACAGAAAAAUAGGAAUUAAGUUAAAUUUAAUUUAUUUAUUGUUAAUUAGAAAAUAAUAUUAUACAGGUGUUUAAUAACUAGUUGUACAGCGUUUCAUAAUCUUUGAUUCCUUUUUGCGAAGUCUAAUAAACUCGGGAGAAGCAACGUGUCCUAGGUUAGGCCGUUAGCGAAUCAUGUUAAUACAAUACUUUAAAUAACAUGACUGAAAGGAAAAUGUGCAAAUUCUACAAUUUGAACGUGCCUGAUCGUCGUUCUGGGGAGGGAGGGCAAGGUGGCCAGGUGCAGAACCAUGGCAACAAUGAAGAAGAUGAGAGGAACUCCGAGGAGUACGCGCCGCCGCCAGUGCCUCCACACGAACACAAACUGGAGUACAGCUAUUGGAUGUGGUUCUCACGGCGACCCCCCGCCCGCGAGCUGUCUGCCUCCACCACCGGCUAUGGCCAGGCGUUACGUCUGGUGGGUCGGGUGGGCAGCGUGGAACAAUGGUGGGGGCUGUACACGCAUCUUGCGCGGCCCGCGGACCUGCCGCCGCUAUCAGACCUGCACCUCUUCAAACUCGGCAUCAAGCCGAUGUGGGAGGACCCCGCAAACGUUAAUGGCGGCAAGUGGGUGGUACGAUUGCGUAAGGCGCAGACGGGGCGUGCGUGGGAAGAUCUCUGCAUGGCGAUGCUCGGCGAGCAAUUCAUGGUGGGCGCCGAGCUCUGCGGCGUGGUGCUCUCUGUGCGUUUUCAGGAGGAUCACCUAGCGGUAUGGCACCGGACGGCGUCCGACACACUAGCGGCGUCCCGCGUGCGCGACGCCCUCCGCCGCAUACUGCAGCUGCCCGCCUCCGUUCCCAUUGAAUACAAAGCCCAUGGAGACUGCCUCAGGGCUUCCGCCUCGCGCUCCGACAACAACGACACAGACCACACCCGCUCCUAGCACACACAAGGUGAUAAUCACAGCCCGUAAUACGUAGACUCUUUGACCUGAUUCAUAGCUUUUGGGAAUCGAUCGGAUUUGUAACUUGAAAGACUACCAUUUAAAAUAUCUUUUGAGAACCCAAGAUUGGAUUGGUAAGAUUUUGUUUUGAGAACUAAAGAUUGAACUAGUACAACUUCUUGUUUUGACACUCGGUAAAGUCAAUAGCACGAUUAUUAAUUUUAAUAAUAAUAAUUUACAUGAAAUCCAAAAAUAAAUGCGUGACACAAACAGUGCAUAAAAUGCAUUUUUUUGGUAAUUGCUUGAUCUCUGACAGUUAUAAUAACAUCAAUAACAUCAAAAUAUGUUUCAGUUUCUGAAAAACAUAUUUCCAUUGACAUGGAAUGGGGCUUUACAAUUUGAAGCAACCUCUAAUUUUUGCUCUUCAUUCAACCAACACUACAUCCUUUUAUCUGAAUUAUUUUACCAUAUGACCGGAUGAUCUCAUAUUCACCCUGAGAAUGGGAAUCAAGUAAAACUCAAAAUUAUCCAGAUAUAUUAAUGGAAAAUAUACUGUUCUCAAAAUAUUAAUGCCACGAUUCGGGACAUCAGGCUGUUCCAAAUCUCCAAAUUUGAUCACCAUAUUUCAAAAAAAAAUUAUAUGAAUGUUCCUCAAGCUAUAAGUAUUAAAAAUUAAAUCAUUUUUGUAGAUUAAAUAAUAUUCUCGAAAAUAAUUAAUAAAAUAUGUACCGUCUUUGAUAUUAAUUUGUAGAAAAUUUACCGUGAAACUAAUUGAAUAUGCUGUACAUAAUGAAAUUGUUUUUAUGUAAAAUGUUUGUCGUCUUAUAGUGAGUCAGUCAAUCUGUAACGAGUUCACACCGAACUGGCCUUUAGAAGGAAAUACUGUCAACUUACCCCUCAAGUGAACAUUGCUGGUUUUCACGAAGUUAAAAUAUCUUCAAUGUUUUAAUCAAAUCAAUACAAUAUCUGCUGUAUACAAGUGACUUUUUCACAUUAAUUGUAGCAAAUAUGAAGCUCAGUUCAAUAUCAAUAAAUAUUAAGGCAGUUAAGAAGUUAGCGUAUGUAAUGAAAACUUUUUUAAUGAAUUAAAAAAAAUAUAGAAGGAAUGGCCAUAGAAUUCGUUUUUACCUAGAUGCGAAUAAAUUUUAAAAUUGACUAAAACUUCGUGGUGGCAGAGGUUAGCAAAGACUUAGUGAAGUGAACAGAUUUGUAUUACUAAUACGGUAACGUUGUGAUUAUUCGAUAAAGAUGACAGUGAGUAAAAUUUUUAUCAAUUUUGCAUAUUAUUAUUCAUAAAAAGUUAAAUUAUAAGCUGGAUUAUUUACGUUCAGUUUUGGAUGUGCGUGUAGCUUUAAAAUACACAUCCAAAAUUAAAAAUCUAAUGUCAAAACGUCACGCGCGAGUCUAAAGCAGAGUAUAAUACACCGGGCCAACGAGCGUUGGCAUGAAUGUUCGUUGGCUAUACACAAUUAUUUUCUCCAUCUUUGAGGUAAUCCAAAGUGUUAUAUACAGAUAACGUAAGACAUGCCUUGUCAACGUUCGUGAAUAAAAGGCCUGGUGUGUACCUGGCUUAAGUCUUAAGAGAAUUAGUCAUUUAACUUUUUAAAUGAGAAUGUGAACUGCACUUUAAAUGUUCACAUCUUCAAAUAAACGGUAAUGUUUGACUGUUGAUUUCUCGCCUCUCCGAUCGAAAGUGUCAGUUCGUAUAAAAAUUAAAUAAACAGAAUGUCAAUAGGCUAUCAAGUGUCUCCAAUGAGUGCCGCGCCGUUCUCACCAAAUGUCGUCGGUUCGAGCGAUGUACAUAUAGUGAAAUUGUAAUGCGUUGUGUAAGCGCGAGACGUUUGUGAGAACGUGCGCAAGCGCAGCUCCGUUCCCUGUACUGUACAGAAUGAUUGCUGAAAAUAAAGAUCAGACUUUGUAUACUU